AUGAAAACUAUUUAUUCUUUUUUUAAAAGAAAGAAUGAUGAUGAAGAAAUUCAUAAUGAAAAUCAACAGAGUAAACACCACAAAGCUUCAACAAGUGAGCCGCAACCGCGAGAACAUGAAAAUCAACAAGAGAAUGAUAUUGCUGAAGCUACACAAUCAAAUCCUAAUGAAGUGGAUCUUAAGCAUCUAGAAAGAGAUCCCGCUAAGCGAAAACAAAUGUGGGAAUAUCCAGUUAAUUUAAGGAACAAUGUGUGCCAUGGUUAUGAUGCGUUUACUGCUAAAGGAUUUGACAAUUGGAAAAACGUUAAUGAUGGGAAAAAAUGUGCAUUCUUGAAGCACAUUGGUUGUUCAAAACAUAGAAAUGUUGUUACAUUUGUUGAAACUUGA
Molecule: messenger RNA, 387 nt
Organism: Lactuca sativa (garden lettuce)
Lineage: Eukaryota; Viridiplantae; Streptophyta; Magnoliopsida; Asterales; Asteraceae
Source: RefSeq, a predicted model, not a curated record